Lethenteron reissneri (Far Eastern brook lamprey) is the source of this 6128-nucleotide messenger RNA. RefSeq names its product POU domain, class 3, transcription factor 2-like. The record is from RefSeq and is a predicted model, not a curated record. Lineage: Eukaryota; Metazoa; Chordata; Hyperoartia; Petromyzontiformes; Petromyzontidae.
UACCCUCCUCUCCUCCAUCAUCUCUCCCACUCCCUCCCCUCCGCGAGACGUCGGUAAGGAAGUGACGCCGGCCUCGUCUCAGGUGUGGGGGAGGCGGAGCGCCAGGUGCGCGUAGCUAACCCCUCCCUGCUCCCUGCUCCCUCCCACGCCCCCUGCUCCCUCACCCCCCCACAUCUGGACAAAGACCCACAAACAGCCUAGUCUCAUCACAACCGCGCCAACACGCGUCUCUCAGUCCUCGUCUCUCGCCCACGCUCCUCGCUAAUCCCCUGGGUCGCGCCUCUGUCUUUCUCGCCGAGCCGCGGUCGUUGAGUCGUGGUGGAGUCCACUUCGAUCCCAACACUCGUGUGUACCUUGCCCACUCCCCCCCCCCCCACCACGCCGCCUCUCCACUCGUCCUCUGUCCAUCCCGGGGUCGCCCUCGGGGUCAACCUCCCCUCCUCAGGGUCACCCCCACCACUCCACGCAGAGGACAUCGGCCCGCGAUGAGAGAACGAUGGCCACGGCGCAAGGCGGAAUCGACUCGGGCCGUCGCAUCGGCCGCUGCGCGACGUCCUUCUGGCUCGCGAUCGCCUUCGACGCGGUCGGAGUGGCCGUGCUGCUCGUGGGCAUUUUCAGCGACGUGGAGUUCUACGACCUCCUCAUCUACUGCGGGGCCAUCCUCAUCUUCCUGAGCCUCGUCUGGUGGAUCUUCUGGUACACGGGCAACAUCGAGGUGCCCAUGGAGGAGUUGAUGCGCGGUGGGGAGAGCGAACGCGGCGGUCGCGGAGGAGGUGGCGGCGGUGUCGGUGGCAAGGGCACGGGACCCGCGCGCCGAGUCGCGAGUCUCGUGCGAAGCGUGUCGAGCAUCCUGCAGGGUCGGAGGUCCUUCACGAACACUCCGAGAAGGUCGCAGCAGCAGCAGCGCCAGCAGCAGCAGCAGAAUCAACAGCAGCAACAGCAGCAGCAGAUUGACUUGAACGGACUUCAGUACAAGAGCUCGCUUAUAGCGUCUUCGGAGAUGCACCACAACCACCACCGCCACGAGCAGCAGCAGCAGCACCGUCUCCCGAUAGAGCCUCUGCCUGGUGAGUCGUCUUCGUCGGGACGAUCCGUCCCCUCGUCGCCUCCUCUCCCCACGUCGCCUCCUCUCUUCUCGUCGCCCUCGGACGGGCGCUGCGCCUCGCUCCGCGCGGAGCUCGAGGAACGGGGCUCGAAGCCGGCGGCGAGCGGACACGGCGGUGGUGGUGACCUGCAGGGAUGGGACGCGAACGGGAAGUGGCCCGAGGUUUGCUUCAUCUCGCUGGUCGGGCUGCCUUCGGAGAGCACGAGGCUAUGAACGAGGUUGGCUUCUCCAGCCCUCCUCCUCCUGUGCGGGUCUCUUCCGACCGCCAGCAAGGAACGUGGGAGCCGGUCGUCUAGCCCAUCUCAUCUCUCCGACCAAACCCUCAAGAAAUAUUUUUGUUGUUUCUUUUUAAAUCAUGAACUUCGAUUCCGACAACUGGAAGUUACCACACGCCAAGGAGUGCAUCACAUUCCCAAGUUUUGUUUUUGUAUUUACAACGUGAGGAGACGUAAAGUGGCAAAGUAUAAAAAAAAGAAAAUUCCAGAACAAAAAUAACUUUCCUGACUCAUUUACUGUAAAUUCCCGACGUCAGCGAUGGAACCGCUCGUGUUUAUACUGGAAAGUUCGUGACCUAUUGCUGCUCACUCAAUACAGAAACAAACACAAAAACGACUCAAAUAGUUAUCCACAGCUCCUGGAGUCUCACGCAGUUUUGGCGCAGGGAAAAGUGGCCGCAUCCCUCACGUAUUGCAUUUUCGCGCCUUUUUUAUUGUUGUUCAUCAAUCGCCACAAUGUCGUAUGCUACUCGUAAAUAGCCGCACGAUGUUCACGGUCGAACCAAAAAGUGCGGUCCUGCUCCGCCCGCCUGGGUGCCUCUCACGACACCUGCUGGCCACUGUCGCCCAUUGCCCAGAGAGGUUGUUGAUGGCAACUUGGCGCCAAAGUUUGUGGCAGUUGGUGCUGGUGGUUGAUGGUGGCACGGGCAUGCAUUUGGUUGCGCGAAGCAACGAAAGAUGAAUACAUUUCCCUCAGUUAAGCGAAGACUUUUCUCCCAGUGAAGUGAAGACAUUUUCCUUCAAUGAAGUUUAUAAAUUUCCCUCAGUUUAUACAUUUCCCUCCGUUAAGCGAAUACAUUUCUGUCGGUUAAGUGAAGACAUUACCCUCAGUAACGUGAAUAUAUUUCCAUUAGUUAAGUGAAGACAUUUUUUGCUGUCCUUCCCCCGCACCUCCGAUUAGUGUGUAUGGUGUGAAAGAAGUUCAACAUACAUACAUUUCCUUCCCUUAGUUUCCCAACUAAAUCGGUCUAAAUUAAGGGAGGCUUUUGAUAAACGUAUUUGACGUGGCCGGCCAUUAAUCACCUCUUUACGCCACUCGCCUCGCAGCUGUGUAACCUGUGCCAUCGUUGCACUACUCGUUUCCAACCUUAAUCAAUUUCUGGUUGUUCUUCGAGAGAACUACGUUUUAUUUUUAAUUGCAAAAAGCAUUUUUUACACGAUGAGUGUGUGUCUGAAGCUGCAUGCAGCCACGUUUGUGACCAGUGCUCUUGGUGACUAUGUUGUUGCAUGAUGCCUCCAGGCGGCCAUGUUGGUAGCCAGUGCCUCAUGUCACUGUGUUGGUAGCCAGUGCGUCAGGCGGUCAUGUUGGUGGCCAGUGCGUUAGGUGGCCAUGUUGGUGGCCAGUGUGUUAGAUGGCCAUGUUGGUAGGCAGUGCGUUAGGUGACCAUGUUAGUGGCCAGUGCAUCAGGCGGCCAUGUUGGUGGCCAGUGUGUUAGGUGGCCAUGUUGGUAGGCAGUGCGUUAGGUGGCCAUGUUGGUGACCAGUGCGUCAGGUGGCCAUGUUUGUGGCCAGUGCGUUAGGUGGCCAUGUUGGUAGCCAGUGCGUUAAGUGGCCAUGUUGGUGGCCAGUGCUUUAGGUGGCCAUGUUCGUGGCCAGUGGCCCCACAUGGCAUUUUGUUGGCCAAUGCCUCAGGAAGCCAGCCAAGUUGGGGACAAGUACCCCAGGCAAUUAAGUGGUGACCUGGAAAACCAAAAUGACUGGGCCUUGGGUGUAUGGACACAAGGACUGGUGCUGCCUGUGUCGUGCUGUACGUCGGUGUGAUUCCACGAGAUGCAAAUGCUGUAAAAUGGGGCCUUUAACUGCAAAACUAGAUUAAAAUUGUGCCUUAUUAGAAUGAAUAAAAAGCAAUAGUUGUUGUCCUAUGGAAACACUGCUACCCACCAUAGCAUUGUGGAAUUUCCACCACUGGUAAGCGGUACACCACAGUGGAAAAUUAGCACUGCCUCAAUGCUCUUUGAGCAGGGAGACUUUUUUACUUGACUUUGUUUAUAAUAAUGCCGUUAAUAUUUUACAAGUGGUUCGUCACUUGACAAUCAUUCUCACUAUGUGCCUAAGCGUAUCCCCAGGACACCCAUCCCUUCCUUGCAUUGGGUGUUUACGGUUGUCUGAAACCUUCACUUUUGUGAUACUCCGUAGAACUGUAAAGUAUAUUGCACCCUGCAGUUUGCUUGCAACGUGCCGUGCAAUUUGACGGUUUGAGAGGAGCGGGUGUAGGCCCGUAAUCCUGCUUGACGGCAGGCCAUCACGUUCUGUCCUGGCCGCAGCACCAAAUCUGCCAAAGUGUUGUUUUAAAACCUGCGAAGGCAAUCGGCGUUUUUAUCCCCUGCUAGAUGAAGACAUACCUACGCUGUCGCCACCCGUCGUGGUACAUACCGAUGCCAUGAUCCAGCGCCUUCCCCCCCCCCCCGCACACGUGAACCAAUAUCAUCGCUCCCACAUCCACAGUAGUGGUCAUUUGUCCCGUAUGUAUUCUCUCGAUCAUCAGUCUCGAUCCAUCGACCACGAUCGUCCCUUGCAGCCACGAUACGUGUCCUAUCCAAUGUCUAAUAGUCCGCAUGGUGUCUCUCAUUUGUUUUUUUGUUCCUCCGAUCUUAGUACUCCGUCUGUCUGUCCGUUUCAUUUCCGGUAUACGACUGCCCCCCAAAAAUAUGAAUUGGGCUCUUACUGUCAACGGAACAAUCGCCAACACCUGCCUUCUACUUCAUGCCAAUGCUGUCUCGCGCUGUAAAGCAAAGGACUAUACCCUAGUUGACAGGUGGUGCGUUUAAAUACGAGCGAGUAGAAACCCGCACUUAGAGCAAAGUUCUUAGAUAUUUUAGCGUGCUGUGUUUGUAAAACAGUUCGUCUCGAAAUCGUUGUUGCUGCUUCGUUUUACAUCUUUUAGGCACCGUUGUAAGAAAGAAAAAAACCUAAAACUAUCCUGCUGAGAGUUUACAGAAAUCGCGAAUGUCACGUAUUUACCCAGGCAAGCCUCGCAGAGUCUGGAUUUGGGCCUUUUGGCCAAACGAUUUUGUUUUAAAGGAGCGUUUUGCUUUAUGUGGGAUGAAAGUAUCUGGAGAAACCCCACUGUGUGUGUGAGGGUAUGACACUCAAAAGGGCCACACACAUUCAGUGAACUCAGUUGCUGUACUUACACCUUCUGGACACUUUUGAAUCCAGCUGCUUUGGGAUUUUUUUUUUCCAAAUCUCUUUUGGUGUGAUCCACCAAAACCCUCUCCCACCGAAGUGCUGGAAUCAUAUUAAAAACUAAGAAGUGUAUUAUUUAUCUUGCCCAGAGAUUAACGAGUAGUCGUUUUGGAUGGCCGAUUUUCUUUUUUGAAAAAUAGGUUUGUUUGUUUUUUCACGGCACUAACGGCAAGCAUAUGGUACAAGUGAACGCAACACAUCAAGCAACACGAAGGAAGCAGCCAAUAGGUUUGAAAAUAUAUAUAUAGUUUGACCAAAGGCAUCACACGCACACAAAGGUCUUUUCAGACACUCGCACAUCCCAAAUCUAGACGAAUACAAAGAACAGGUGAUGCAGAGCUUUUAAAUGAUAACCAAACAACCACGACACCGUGCCGCUCCUGUUGACAGAGAGGAGGGAGAUGUCACCCGACUCGGAUUUGGCGCCCCAAAUGAAAAUUCCUCCCCGGAAAACCCAAAGAUCUGCGUUGCGUUUUUCGGGGCUGUCGCCGUGCGUGGAACAGCCCGCAAGCACACAUCCUGAGGACUUUUACAGGCACGACAGCGGAAAAAUAAAAAGCUGUGCUAUAUUCCACUCCGUUAAUCUGGGUGAAAGUAGAAAACUUAUUGUAAGAAACUCAACACGAUCGUCAAUACCGCUGUAGCCUUAACGCGUCAAAUAUAUAACGUGGCAACGUUUUGGGUAAUGGCCCUAAUUUAGGGGCUUUGAAGGACUAUUUCGCGAAACGUCACCUAAUGGUUUCCAUUUUAAGACGAUGGUGUUACUGCCGAUGGUGUUGAGUGUUUUUUAUAAUUAAUGAAUUGUCUUGUGCACCGCUGCAGAUCAGCACGCAGUGGCAUCACCGACCAGGUCUAUGGCCUCCAGAAAUGGUCACAGCUGGCUGAGAUAUUUUUUUGGGUGAGCGGUCGAAUUGUGUUCCAUUUGAAAGUCGGGUGACCGUUCGUGAUGGGACGUGCAGGCAAAAUUAUGUAGAGCAAUGGGUGUCAUUCUUAGUCUUGCGUUGUUUUAAGUCGACGGAGUUGUGCCAUGAAUGUUGCUAUAUACUGUAUAUAUAUAUGUGUGUGUAAGUAAAUGGACCAAGAGCUUAAAAGGGUUAAUUCAUGUAAGUCAUUGGAUGCCAGCUCGCGUAUCAUCGUUGAUUGGGGCAGCGUACGACACGGAUGGCUCGUGUAAAUCCUCAUUUAUUUAAGAGUAAUAUAUGUUUGUGUACUGAUGGAAGGAAUGUGAAGGCAAAGCUUAAAUUGGCAAUAAUAAAGAAAUGUUUUAUAUUAUCGGCCGUGGAUUCAUGUUGUUCACUAUACAGAGUGAUGGUUCACGACAGUAUACACAAGUAGCAGUGCGUGUGUUUCUGUGUGUGAGAGAUACUUUGCAGGUAUGUUGCACUUCUUUCACACCGUUCGUACCAACCGCGCUUAUCGGAGCGUCGGGGUUACGGAUAAACAAACGAGUCGCAGAAAAGCUGUCCUAAAGAAAUGAGUUUUCAACAACGCAGAUUUAAAAAGCGCGCACAGCUCCUCCAAGCGGCUUCCGAAUAUCUGAUGGGAGAAGAGCGUUCCAGACG